Rhododendron vialii is the source of this 2106-nucleotide messenger RNA. RefSeq names its product transcription termination factor MTERF5, chloroplastic-like. Lineage: Eukaryota; Viridiplantae; Streptophyta; Magnoliopsida; Ericales; Ericaceae. The transcript has 4 exons. The record is from RefSeq and is a predicted model, not a curated record. Gene Ontology annotation, molecular function: double-stranded DNA binding. Gene Ontology annotation, biological process: regulation of DNA-templated transcription. The coding region runs from base 203 to 1645 and encodes 480 amino acids.
CCUUCCCUCUCUCUCUGCAAAAAAGGUCCGAUUUGCUAUCUCAUCAUUUUUCACCGUCCAAAAUGGCGCAAGUGGCUGAUAUCUGAGCAAAAGACCGAACAUAUCCAAUCUCCAAAUCAACUGCACCCCCCUCUUCUUUGCUCCCCCUGUUCCCUCCAAAAUCAAACCAAAUUCGUGAAAAGCACUCAUUUCUACUGGAAAAAUGCAAGCUCUCCCUUCCACAAGGACGUCCUCCGACCUUUCCUCUCUACCAGGACCAGCCUUUUUCAUACCCAGGACUCAACUCACUUUUCCAAAGAAACUGUUCUUCUGCCUCGCUAAGUUGGCUGAAUCGAGUAAACCAGGGUCGCACAACUUUGGAGUGACGCCUGCAAAUUCAUUACUUGCAGAUAAGGAAGAAGCCAAGGCUGUAUUAACAAUGUUUUUGAAGAAACGAGGUUUCAGUGAGGUCAUUGCAGCAAGAACUAUGCACAAAUCAGCACUUUUUGUUGAUCACCUUGUUUCAAGGCUUCAUUCUGUUCAUAAAACUCAGCAUCCAGGAGGGCGAGAACUUACAACUCGUGAGAUCAGGGAUGCUCUAUAUUCAUACCUUGAAACCCUCUAUGAGGAGUUUGGAGACAUUCUGGUAGAUGUAGUGGAAAAUUUUCCAAAUCCACCUACAGAGGAAAGAUCAAUAGAAAAUUUAUCAGUCUCAACAGUGGAAGGAGGACCGGUUUCAGCCCCUAUUACUACCCUCAACUCUCAGAAGUUAAAAGCCUUGGGUAGAUUGACUGACGAUGGUCCCACUGGGAAGCUUCCUCUAAUUAUCUACCUCACGGAACUUGGCAUGGAACAUGAGGUGAUCAAAGAAGUGAUAAGCAAGUUCCCUCCCUUUGCUGACUACAGCUUGGAUGAGAAAGUUAAGCCUGUGGUUGAAUUCCUACUUGAUCUUGGGGUACCCAAAUCCGAUAUCCCCUCCAUUCUCAGGAAAUGGCCUCAACUCUGUGGAGUCAGUCUCUCUGAAAAAGCUAUACACAGUGUGACGUUUUUAGAGAACUUAGGUGUGGACAAGAAACAAUGGGCAAAGGUAAUUUAUCGAUUUCCUCGGAUUCUCUCUUGUACCAGGCUGAAGUUGAAAUCAAACCUUGAUUGUCUUUAUGAAUUGGGUCUUUCUACUGAAAAGCAGGGUAAGGUUCUAAUGCGCUGCCCAAAUAUCCUAGGAUAUGGAGUGGAGAGGUUAAGGGCUACAGCUGAGUACUUCCAUUCUAUUGGCGUUGAUGUAGGAACUCUUCUCCACAAAUGUCCACACAUUUUCAGUCUGAGUAUUGAGGCCAAUUUGAAACCUGUGACAGAGUUUUUCUUGGAGAGGGGAUUCAGUAUAGAGGAGGUUGCAAUUAUGGUUUCAAGAUUUGGAAAUUUUUAUACCUUAAGCUUGUCAAAGAACAUUAUGCCCAAGUGGGAGUUCUUUUUGACAAUGGGCUACCCGAAAUCCGAUCUCGUUAGAUACCCUCAGUAUUUUGGGUGCAGUUUGGAGCUGAGGAUUAAACCUAGGUAUGCAAUAAUGAGGGAAAUUGGAGUAACAAUGUCUUUGGGUCGGUUAAUCUCUGUUUCGGAUGGCGACUUGUAUGAGAUUUUGAAACGAAAAAAGGAGAAACAUGUUGGAUGAAAUGGAUUACAGAGAUUGCAAGAUUUUUCUGUUCAUCCCGGGUGGUUCAUCUAGAGGUUUAUGAGGGAAAGCAGAGUAACAAUGACUCUGAAACGGUUUCUCCAUCUUUCGAAUGGUGAGUUGGGUAAGGUUUGCAGAUCAAAAACAAAACAAAAGAAGAAGUGGGAUAUGGUUUUGAAACUGAAAAUGAAGGAAAAUGUCGGAUGAAUCAGUUUCGAUUCCCAGCUUUGUCUGUUCAUCACAGGUGAUUCAAUCCCAGUUUUGUUAUAGCCUCUGGUCCAUAAUCCCAGUAAAGUUUAUGGUUAGGCUUUAUCGGUGAUGAAUUAUUUAGAGCCAGAAAUUAUCAGGCUCGGAACAUUUCGUUGUUGUUUGGUAUUAUUAUUGCAAGGACCAGAGUAGUUAAGUUAAAUGUCUGUUGUAUAAAUAAAUUUUGCACAGAUUGUUGAGGGAAACAUUCGACA